Messenger RNA from Strongylocentrotus purpuratus (purple sea urchin), 4695 nucleotides. It is a transcript of the gene rad51b, whose product is annotated as DNA repair protein RAD51 homolog 2. Lineage: Eukaryota; Metazoa; Echinodermata; Echinoidea; Camarodonta; Strongylocentrotidae. Bases 75 to 887 code for a protein of 270 amino acids. The record is from RefSeq and is a predicted model, not a curated record. Gene Ontology annotation, cellular component: Rad51B-Rad51C-Rad51D-XRCC2 complex. The transcript has 7 exons. Gene Ontology annotation, molecular function: ATP binding; DNA binding; ATP-dependent DNA damage sensor activity. Gene Ontology annotation, biological process: double-strand break repair via homologous recombination.
CGUUAUUUGUGAGUUUAGUGUUACAGCCAACAGGUGCGAAAUAAAAAACAACAUUUUGUUUGACAUAAGCAAACAUGGCCAACAGGAAAGUUCAUCGUCUUGGUCUUGAUGAGGACAUUGUGACAAGACUUACUCGCCAUAAAAUAUUAACAUGCCAGGAUUUGCUGACGAAAAACCGCUUGGAGCUGCUGAGGAUAUUCAACACUUGUGAACCCAGGAUCAGAGAAGCUAUCAUGAAAGCAAGCAGAGCAUGUGCUCCUACAAGUACAAAGGCACUACAGCUAUGUGAAAGAAAUACUGGUUCAUGUCCAGGUUUCCUUCCAACCUCUCUGACAACACUAGACCAACUCUUACAAGGUGGAUUAUUAUCAGGAACAAUAACUGAGAUAGCUGGCCCCCCUGGGUGUGGGAAGACACAAUUCUGUAUGAUGCUGAGCGUCUUAGCUACUCUACCAGUUGGUAUGGGAGGACUGAAUGGAAGUGUGAUGUAUCUAGAUACAGAAUCAGCUUUCAGUGCAGAAAGGAUGGUUGAGAUGGCCCAGUGUCGUUUUCCAGACUAUUUCUUGUCAGAAGAGGCCUUGAUGAACCUAGUGGAGAAGGUGCACAUAUCUGUGGAAUCGACAUGCUCAGACCUAUUACAGAGGUUAGAAACAGUAGAAGAAGAUCUAAUAGAGAAGGGAAUACGUCUAGUGAUCUUAGAUUCUGUGGCUUCACCAGUCAGGAAAGAAUUUGAUGGAAGACUUGGCCGAAACAUGGUGGAGAGGACAAACUUAUUAUCCAAACAAGCAGCCAUUUUGAAGUACCUAGCAGAGGAGUUCUCAAUACCAGUAAGUCCACACUUUUCUUUUGUUCCACAAUCAAAGACUAUGGAGAUGAAAAGUUGCUGAGAAUUUGAAUUUUGAUAAAAAUUUGCCACAUGAUUAUUAUUAAUAUUUUUUUUUAGAUACUGUCCAAGUCUCUUGUUUUUCUUUCAUAGUUUAAUCAAUUUUUCUCUUCACUUUUUCAACUAUGGUAAGUAGAUUACUAUUAACUCUAUUGAUGGUAGCAUUUCUUACCUUGACAUUAGUAUUAAGAAGGAAGUAGGAAUAGGAACUUUUUUUGUGUUGUGUGCAAACGUAGGAGUACCAGAUGAAUUUGUUGCUAGAGUAGGUUUCUUGGAAAUGCUAUUUAAGUAAUCUGUUUAUUCAAGUAGUCACUUUGUGGGACACACUGUAGGAUGUCAAUGACCUCACUCCUAUGAUACUGUGUUUAGGGAUAUCUGUCUUCCUGACCUUUUUAGCAACUCCUUUUUCAAUCGUAUAUCAUUAGAUAAAAGUUAUUAUUUCCCAUUAUGCCAGUAGCAAAAUGGGAUUAUGAUAGCAAAUGUAAAGAUGAUUUAUCUUCAAUAUAUAAUUAUAUCAAUCUUUUGGUUCAAAAUUGAUAUUAGCUCACAACUCAAUUUUGUUUUACAGUGUAAGUGAGAGAUACAGUAAGACUGGAUGUAAUUUUUCAGUCUUAUUUGAAUUGUCUUAGUGGGAAAAUCAAAUUAGGUCAUUGUUCAUUUUAGUAGAUUUAGGAAGGUGGAUGUCAACUGCAAUGAUAAGAGUAAUAAUGAUGAUGAUGAUGAUGGUUGAAUGAUAAUGAGGAUAUUGAUGAUGAUGAUGAUGAUGAUGAUGAUGGAAAUGAUGGUGAUAAUAGUAUUGAUGGUGGUGAUGAUGAUGGUCAUCAACAUCAUCAGUAUGAUGGUGGGUCUGAUUAUGAGGAUAUUGAUGAUGACAAUGAUGAUGAUAGUGAUGCGAAUCAUGUUAAACCAUAGUAUAGUAUGCACUGUCAUCACUUAAUUAAGUUGGUCUAGACAUUAAACUAAUAUAUUAUCACAUUGGUUGCCAACAAGAAGAAAAUUUGAAUUUUAAGAAUUUUUCAAGUUCCAACACAGAAUUGCCUCAUCAUGCAUUUAGUGUUUACAAUCAAUUUCUUCAUAGGGAAUGUUGUUAUUUAAUGAUGGAUAUUGAUCCAGAUGGGAAGUGGCUAUGGUCUUACAAUGUACUUUGAUUAGUUGAAAAGAUUUGGCAUUAAUUUUUUGAUCACACAUCUAUGAAAAACACUGUUUCCCUUUAUUUACAACAAAUAUGUACUCCAGCAUUGAUUCCUUCACGCAGCAUGCCUUCAUCUUGAUGUUGAUAGAGCAUCCGAUUGAAAGAAAGAAGAAGUUGGAAGGAUGAGUGAGCCAUCUUGGUGCAUGUCCACAUUUUUGACCCAGUUGCAAUGUGUUGACCAGAUGUGGAAUGCUUGAUGAUGUUGUCUAUGUGCCUCAUCGAGAAUGCAUAGUUUUGAAGUGUAUCAACACUGUCUAGUUUAAAUAGGAUUUUCAUCUAUAUUUUGUCAAUGUCAUUACCUAUGCAUCCAUCUUCCGAGAUAUUCAGAUAUUCCCCAAAUUGCUGAGGAACUCGUGAUAUUGCCAUUUGUUACCUUUUGAUGUGUUAAGAUUACAUUUGAGAGUAUUAUUUAAGAUGUGGAAUAUAGAAAAUUUGUUAAAGGUGCCAUUACUUUUGAAUUUUGAAUAUUUAAACGUAUAGAUAAAGAGAGAUAGAUACAUGUAGAUAAAGAGAUAGAGAUAGAGAGAGAGAGAGAACAAAACGUUCAGACAAGUAGACAAACAGGCAGAUGUAAAGAAGAACAGAUACAAAGACAGUCAGACAGAUAUGAAUCAAAUAAAAGUCAAAUAAACAUACAGAUACUAUACACUGUCAGACAGACUGAGAGACAUGCAGGCCAACUGGAAAAAACAUUAAAAUAGACAUACAGCUAGAGAAACAGACAGACAGACAGACAAACACGCAGACAUAAAUAAAGACAGAUAUACAAUCAGACACAAAGAUGGAUAGACAGAUAGAAAGACUGAUGGAAUGAAUUAGUAGGCAGACAUACAUAGACAUUGACAUACAGUUAAAAAUACAUACAGUCAAACAUACAGACAUACACAAAAACAGACACACAUACAGACAUGCAGACAUACACAUGAACAGCCAGCCAGACAGACAGAUAGAUAGAAUAACUGAUAAAUAUGCAUGUAGACAUAGAGAGUAGCGAUGGACUCCUGAUCAAUUUCCCAUUAGCCUAGGGACGCAUAACCUGAACAUCCCAUCACAAUGCACCUGCAUCUAAAUGUUGUGUAUGCUCUUCCAAGUCAUGGCAUGUACAGAUUGGCAAAUUUCCUUCUAACUUUGACAUUUCAGAGGCUAGGAAUGACUUAACAUAAGGGAAGCAAGAUAAAAAUGAUAUACUAUAACCAGACUAGAUUCUCCUUUAUUGUGUUAAACUGAGUCAUGACAAUAUUUUAUGCUGAAUACGAUAUUGUCAAAAUCACCAUUCAGUAUUCACAAUUCAGUGUUUCUUAUUUGGAAAAGAUGUAAUUAAAAAAAGAAAAGGAAAUUAAUAUUGAAAUAAUUCAAAUGUUAUUGGAAAAAAUAAUCUGCCUUUUGUGUAUUUACCUUGAACAAUGUACAUAUAUUCAGCAGACAUUUGAUUGAAUACAAGUAUAAAUUGUGUUUUUCUACCUUUAUUUAUGCUGUUCAACCACGCCUAAACUAUAGCAUGUUUGCACUACACUUUUGUAAUUGAAACGAAUGCUCUAAAUUGCAAAAUAAUUUAUUUUACUUUUACUAUAUCAUGUUGGUCAAAACAUACUAAAAUUACUCCUGACAAACUUUAAUAAAUGAGAUAUGAACACAAGAAAGUGAAAAUAUUUGUUUCUGUCGCUGAUCUUACUUGUAUAAUAUUCAGUCAACAAUUACAAAUACCAAACGAUGUUGAAUAUUAUUAUAUGAUUAUAGUGAUAGUGUGUGUGGCAAAGGGACAAUUAAAAAGCUUUAAAAUGUUGCUGAAACAAUCCACCUUUCCUCAUUUGAAAGAUGAGCACAAAUUGAGAAGUCAUUCACUGUUUGCUGAUAAACGUAAAUUCACUUGAAUUUGCAAUGGUUUUGAUAAAAAAAGAGGCAUUUUCAUCAAAUUUGUAGAAUUUAAUUUUUAGGUUUGGAAAGUGUAAUAUGAGUGUCUGUAGGUUUGAACCAAGUAUACUUUUGUUAGUAUGACUAACUUCAGGCAGUGGGUAACCAGAUAUAUGUGGGCAAACUAUGGCAGGCGGUAUCGUGGGUAUUGUGGAGUUCGGCAGGACAAGGUGACUGUAUUAGUAACAUUUCCAGCAGAUACACCGGGGAUACUAGCUGAGCAGACAACGGUAUCCUCAAGCUUGGAGGCUUGCCAGAUAUACACCAAAAUAAGAGGUCAAAAUGCUUUCAAACAAAAGGUUGCCAACUUUUUGGAAGCUUCCAGCUGUUGAACUCACAAUUAAUUAUAAUUUAAAAACAGAGAAAUUCACUGGAAGAAACUAUGUGAGCAUUAAUACCCCAAAAUAGAAAACAGAAUUAUAAUUUUUUGUGAAGGCUUUUGUUUUGUUCUGGUGAUAUGAAUCCUUCCAACCCUUGCUUUUAGUGACAAACGUUUGAGUUUCAAUGGAGUAACCUUAGGAAGAUUUAGAUCAGGAUUAACAGAGAAGUGAGACAUUGAAAUUUACAUGAGAAAUAACCAUUCAGGUUUGUAUCUUAAUAUUUUUUGAAAAUAAUUGUUCUGAGUACUGUAGUGUAGAGAAUUUUGAUGUUCAUGUAGAUAUUGGUUGUGAAAAAGUCUAGUUAAUAAAUAAUGUUCAAUCCUAUUAAA